Thermothelomyces thermophilus ATCC 42464 is the source of this 1864-nucleotide messenger RNA. RefSeq lists its product as uncharacterized. The coding region runs from base 156 to 1703 and encodes 515 amino acids. Lineage: Eukaryota; Fungi; Ascomycota; Sordariomycetes; Sordariales; Chaetomiaceae. The transcript has 2 exons. The record is from RefSeq and is a predicted model, not a curated record.
GCUUUUUCUGCACAAGCGGAGGACGCUGCACCUAGCGUAGCAGCUCCCUUUUUUAAUGGGCAUUUAUGUUUUUGUGACCUCAUAGCUAUUCGCCUUGGAUUCCGCAACUUUGCUCUGCACCUGAGAAGGCCUUUUCCAGAUUCUGAAUUGACAUCAUGGGGCCGCCCACUGGAGCCACCGGCCGCGGUGCGUCUCAGUCACCAAAACAAUCCAGCAAGCAAUCUCCAUCCCAGCAAGACACGCAGUCCGAUUCCAAACGUGACACCGCCGUCAAGGCCGACGAGCCGACCGAUACCGAGCCCGCAAAACCGCUUGCCCCCCCGCCGCGUCCAAACCAGCAACAUCAAGGAUCGAACAGCCCCGACUACUUCGGGAACGCGCCAGCAGGGUCGCUGAGUCUGGAGCCGAACCCCUUCGAACAAUCGUUCAGCGGCGCUCCCCCCGAAACUCCCGGUGGCACGAAGCUGCCCUCUGUCGCAGCACUCACAUCCCCGUCUUCUCUUCUUCCCGGAAACACGCCGUUCGCUUGGGGCGGUGGCUCCCUGCGGACCGGCCCGCUCAGUCCGGCCAUGCUAUCAGGGCCGACAAAUGAUUACUUUAGCGACACCCAUCACAUCCGCGGCAGCUUUCCGACCCCGAACGAAUCAUCCCUGCGAACCGGUCUGACCCCCGGGGGCAGCGGGUCCAUGUUCCCUGCCCCAAGUCCGACCACACAGGCUAUGUUCGGCCUCGCCGGCGGCCCCAGUGCGACGCCCGGCACACUCGACUUCCACCGGACUGCGCUCAGCGCUGCCGCUGCUAAGCGCGAGCAAGCCCAGGCGCAUCAACAACAAGCGCCGCCUGCGGCGCCCACCUCGCAGCCGCUGGAGAUGUCUAACGGAGCGCAGGCUCCCAAGACAGAGUCGAAGGCUCCUACAGGGCCCUUCGAUCCCCACGAUAACGACGCGGCAAACGGUCUUUUCCUGCUGGCCCAGGGGCGGAACAGCGCUCAGCCAUCCUCUAGCCAACAGUACCCUCCGGUCCCGCCUGCACAGGUGCAAUCCCAGCCGACCACCUCCGCUCCGGCUGCGCAGCCCCUCAACACAUCUCCGCAAAUGAACGGCGCGCCCUCGCUCACGGGCAGUUCGGUCAGGGGCACUAGCGAAGUCAGCCAGGGGUCGGAGGAGAGUGAAACCGCACGCCCCAACACCCGCACAAGAGGGAAGCGCAACUCGGGAGGUGCAGCUCCGAACUCGCGGCGCAAGGCCGAGGAAACCACUGCAACUAAGGCUCCCGCGAAUAAGAAGCAGAGGUCAAACGGUGGCGCGUCGAUAAGCAGCGUGGACAUGGACCAUUCUGAGGAGGAGCGCCAUGAGAAGAUUGGCAAGGAAGAGAACAACAACAACAAUAACAGCAACAGUAACAAUAACAAUAACAACAAUAACAACAACAACAACAAUAACAAUAACAACAGCGGGCCAAAGGCCAAAAUGACAGACGAGGAGAAGCGGAAGAACUUUCUCGAACGUAACAGGUGCGCCCGGUCCACGUUAUCCGGUCGUACAACAACUAUGGCGCUAACAGGUUUCACAGAGUGGCUGCGCUCAAGUGCCGUCAGCGGAAGAAGCAGUGGCUUGCCAACCUUCAGUCCAAGGUGGAGAUGUUUUCUACUGAGAACGAGACACUCACCCAGCAAAUUACCCAACUCCGCGAGGAGGUGGUGAAUCUGAAAACCCUGCUCCUCGCCCACAAAGACUGCCCAGUCACUCAGCAACAGGGUCUCCACAAUGCAUUCAUGCAGCAGCCCAUGGAAGCCUUCAAUCCUCCCAUGAAUCCUUAUGGCAUGCCACCUCCGAUGGCGGGUCAGCCCGUCAUGGCGGGCCAG